GCGCCGCCCAUGCCUAAACUAUGCCCCGACCGGGAGCACUAUGCUGUCAGUAGCAGCUGAUCGUGAUAGGGAAGUACAUAUAUAACUACAGAGACGUAGAAAACCCUAAAAUUCACGAAUCCGAGAUGGCAUCCGAAGAAUUAGCCAGAAAGCUGCAGCGCAGGUUAGAAGUGGAACAGAGCGCUUCGGCGGACCUGUGCGCCCCCUGCGCUCCCUGCGCCCCGGCCAAACUGAGCCAGGACGAGGGAGAAGAGAAGCAGCCCGUGGUCAAUGGGAGCGCAACUACAGAACUGACGCUGAAACUCAGCCGGAGACUGGACAUUAACGAGGGCAACACGGAGCCAAAACAAGUCAAGGUGUUUAACCCGUACACUGAAUUCAAAGAGUUCUCGAGAAAACAGAUCAAGGACAUGGAGAAAAUGUUCAAACGGUAUGACUCCAGUAAAGAUGGCUUUAUCGAUCUCAUGGAGCUAAAGCUGAUGAUGGAGAAGCUUGGAGCACCGCAGACCCACCUGAGUCUGAAGAACAUGAUCAAGGAGGUGGACGAGGACUUUGAUGACCAGCUCAGCUUCAGAGAGUUCCUGCUUAUCUUCCAAAGGGCCGCGGCUGGUGAGCUCCAGGAGGAGAGUGGGCUGCUGGCUUUGGCACGCCUUUCUGAGAUCGAUGUCUCCACAGAAGGGGUGCUGGGGGCACGUGACUUCUUUGAAGCCAAGGCACAGGCCCUGGCGGUGGCUAGCAAGUUUGAGGCAGAGAUACGGGAGGAGCAGGAGGAAAGGAAACGCCAGGAGAUGGAGCGAAAACAACGACGUGCUGCCUUCAGACAGCUGCAGUCUACUUUCUGCCCUUAGAGCCUGACGAACUCCAGAGCCUAAACGUGGACGUCAGAUGCAUGUGGUAUCACUGCUCAGAAUGAAUGAUGGGAACACUACUGGGUUAGACGUCUAUCUAGAACUAAAAGGACAAAAGUCUCACACUGGGAUUGUUUGGUCUUAGGGCUACGUUUUGAAUAUUCAGUUAUAGAUUUUUAUAUUUUUCAGUUUAUUGCAAAUACUUUAUUGAGUAACUGAAUCUAAAAUGUUAUAAAACUGUUCACUAGUGUUCAGAAAAAUAGUAACAGAAUCAAAAGUAUCGGGAGGGGUACAUUCAAGUUUUAAAUUUCACUUCUUUUUCUUUUUAAUGUUGGUCUUUGGGAGAUAUUGGCACUCAUUUAUGACUAUAUUCUUAUUCCAGUGUCCUAGAUAGACAAAAAUAGGAUAUAUUUGUAAUCUGUAAAAGGUUAUGCUUGGCUGUCUAUGUAUUUAUAUGAUUUGUAUUUAAUAUUUGAUAUAUUUGAUUUAAUUAGUGCUUGCUUACAAUGUUUAACUUGAGUAUUUAACUUUAAUCAGAAGCACAUAUCCUUUUUAAUGUUUGUGUAGCAAAAUGAAAUUAUUAAAAUGUAUUUUUCCAUGUGUAAAA
Brienomyrus brachyistius is the source of this 1455-nucleotide messenger RNA. It is a transcript of the gene efhd1, whose product is annotated as EF-hand domain family, member D1. NCBI's taxonomy places the organism in Eukaryota, Metazoa, Chordata, Actinopteri, Osteoglossiformes, Mormyridae. Gene Ontology annotation, molecular function: calcium ion binding. The transcript is spliced from 4 exons. The record is from RefSeq and is a predicted model, not a curated record. The coding region runs from base 126 to 848 and encodes 240 amino acids.